Messenger RNA from Paramormyrops kingsleyae, 5023 nucleotides. Its product is annotated as periplakin-like. NCBI's taxonomy places the organism in Eukaryota, Metazoa, Chordata, Actinopteri, Osteoglossiformes, Mormyridae. Gene Ontology annotation, molecular function: structural molecule activity. Gene Ontology annotation, biological process: intermediate filament cytoskeleton organization; wound healing. Gene Ontology annotation, cellular component: membrane; intermediate filament; cytoplasm. The record is from RefSeq and is a predicted model, not a curated record.
GCUCGGGUGUCGUCUGACAUCUGAUUUUAAACAGGGAGGGUGACAUAUGAAAACGGCUUUCAGGUUUUAAUACUGAUGCAGAGCAUCAAGGAGACACCCAGAUAAGCGACCUUCUCGAGGGGAACCUGCGCACUUACCGUCAUUAUGUCGAAGGAGCAGAGCGCAAAGAUCAAUGGGAGUCCAGCCGCGACAAAACCUAUCACAGAACCAACAGCGGUGACUGACAAAGUGGAGAAGGCCAUCGCCGAAGCUGAACAAAACCUGGCAACAGAUUUGAGUUUAAUCAAUGAAGGAAAGGAUCCACAAUACCAGGAUGACAGCAAGGAGAAGAUUCUGGAAUCUCUUGAGCUGCUGAAGAACCUGAGAAACGUUAUCAGCGACCUCAAGCACCCUCAAGCAGAAACAAUCAAGAAAGACAUCAUACAGCUGGAAGAGAGAGUGAGGAAACUUCAGAUGGACCAUGAGAGAAUGUAUAAUUCAAGGUGUUUAGAAAGGCUCUGCAGUGAUGACUGGGAGAAAAUCAUUGAGGAGAAACAGGCGAGUCUGAGCAGCAGCAAAUCUGGGCCUGACUUAACCAACAUGGAAAGCCAGAUGAAAGAACACAUUGCCUUCCACGAUGAAAUUGAAGCGUGGGGACCUCUUAUAGCUCAGGAAAUUGACAAGCAGGGCAAAUUCGCUGACCUACAGCUGAAAUACGAUAAGCUUCUGGUCAGCUCAUGUGCGCGACACCAACACCUGCUCACCUUGCGGGACUACAUGGUCCGCUGCACCGUCGAGCUCUUCUGGAUGGAGCAGCAGGCGGAGGAACGUAUCAGCAACGACUGGAGUGAUGCCAACCUGGAUUACCCAUCCCGGCAGAAGCAAUACGAGAAGUUCAUCAGCAAGUGUCUUGAAUCAAAGGAGAUCACAGUUUCCAAACUGAUUGAUGACGGCGAAGCACUCAUAGCUGUUAAUCACCCGACCGUAAACGUUAUUCAGGCACACAUGGAAGCGGUACUGGCAGAGUGGAAGGACUUCCGUGGUCUGCUUACCUGCGAGGAAAAGCACCUGAGGAACAUGGAGGAUUACCACAGAUUUCACAGGGAAGCACGGGACGUCCGGGACCUGUUACAAAGGAUCGACAAAGAGCUGAGCCACAGAUACAACCCACAGUUCAAGGACGCGUACCAGAUAGAGGUCCUCAUUUCAGACCUCGACGACUUGGUGGGAGCUAUGGACCAGCAUGAGAAGCGGGUGGAAGUGCUGCAGGCGCAGAGUCAGGAUGUGCUUCCCCUGAAGGUCCGCAGGAAGAUGCCCAUGGAGCUCCCCCUGGUGGAGGCCCUGUGCAACUUCCACACAGACCAGGGAACAAUAAUCAAAGGUGAGACCUACACCCUUCUUAGCAUCGGCAGACGGAAGUGGAAGGUGCUGGACCUGGCAGGGUGCCAGCUGUCCGCCCCGUCGGUGUGCUUCCUCGUUCCCCCCACCGACCCGGAGGCCGUCGCUCUUUCCCAGAGCAUAGCUAGCCUGAAGAGUGAUAUCAGAGAAAAUAUUUCUAGAAGCAAGGAUAUACUACAAAAACGACUAGAAGAACUUAAGAAAGAGAAGCCGGGCCUUUCUGCCAGUGAAGAGCAGCUUUGCCUUCGGUUGAUGGCUAACCUGGAGAAAAUCAAUAAUGAUCUCGACAAACAAGAAGAGAGCAUCUACACUGUUUUGAGACCCCCACUACAGCAGAAUAAUCCAUUCCAGGACAGUACAAAUCGGAUCAGAGCCCUCAGGGACAUCAAGGCUUGCAUUAAGAAAAUCGAGCUUGAGAAAAAGUCCAAAGUCCAAGAGGCGGAGAGGCUCCUAAACUCUCACCCUAAGUGUGCUGGUGCCCCUCAGCUCUACGCAAAAGUGAACGAGGCCGACGAUAAAUACAACAAGGUCAACGCGCUGCUGAAUUGUGCAGAGGACAAGUUUAUGAACUCCAGCAAACUGGAAAGCUCUUUGAGCACCAUAGGGGAGGUACUGAACACUUAUGAAAUGACUCUGGCAGAGAAGCAAGUUAUGCCAUCGGACCUGUCUUCCCUUGAAAGACUGCAGGAGUAUCUUUUUACAAUAUGCUCUGAUCUGGAAUCCAAAAAAUCUGCUUUCUACGAGGCCGAGAUAAAUCUUGGAACCCUCAGGUCCUGCUGUGAAGGCAUGGUCAGCAAAGUUCAGGAGCACUGUCCUGAUAUCAACAGGCAGCAGGCAGAGGUCCACAGGCUCAGGAGGCAUCAAGAACUUGUCAACAAGCAAGUUGAGGCCAGGUCUAAGAGUCUACAAAAAGCUAAGACUGCUUUAAGCAACUACAGCCGUUUGUAUAACGAGCUAAACGAUUGGCUUUGCCAGCUACCCAGCUAUGAGCCUCAGGACAAAGACAAUGUCCAACAACUGGAUUCCAAGCUGAAAGAACAAAGAAAUCUGAUCGCUGAUAUUGCAAGGAAACAAUCGGACUUGCAAGAGGUUUUAAGAAAUGCAUGGUUGUACCAGCAAGCUGUCGAGGACUAUGAAACUCAGGCACGUCAGUUGAACACAUUCCUUGACCUUGAGGAUGGUCUGGUCAUGAAAAACAUAAAUAUGCUUGAAAGUACAGCUCCCAGUCUCAAAAAUGAGGAAUCUGUGUUAGAACAUAAAUUUCUGGAAGCUUCUGCCAUAAACAAACAAAGACUUCAAAGCCUCGACUAUGCACUAAAUCUAUUAAACCAGCAGAGCGUCCCAGAACAAAAAAGUACUCAAGAUGAAAUAUCUCUCAUGGAAGGCCAAAAACCACAAGAUAUCAUCAUGAGGAGAAAAUUGGAGGAAGAGAUCCAAAAAGUCCAACUGGGACUGUCUGAAGAGCAGAGGCUGAACCGGGACCUACAACAGGAGCUGGAGCUGCUCAGUUUAAAAUGUUAUAGCCUGGAAACAGAGAAGAGGGAGGAAGAUGCAGCAAAAGAGACACUCAGCAAUGGACAGGACAGGGAACAAGACAUCUCCAAGGCCGUCAAUGAGGCAGGGUUUGAGAAAUCGUCCAGAGAGCUGCUGGAGCACAUACGUGAAGAAACCACCAAGAGAAAACAGACUGAAGAAGAAGUGAAGCUCCUUCAGGAGAAACUGAAGGGAUUAAAGAACAAUGAGGCCGCAGCAACCAUCCCUGAGACUGAGAAAGACAAGGAAACAGAAGUGCAACAGCUAAGGAACAAAAUUCUAGACAAAGGCCAUGAAAUAGAGAAGUGUAAUUUGGAAAUUCUUAAACUGAGAGAUGAGAUUCAAACAUGUAAGGCUGCAACGCUUCUUGUUAGGACUGAAGAGAUUACAAAGGAAGUUAUUCAGAAUCACGGUGAUUCAGAUGCAAAACAGGAGUUAGAAACUCUCCGGCAACAACUUACUCAAGAAGAGAGCAGGUAUUUAGACUUGGAGAAAGAGAAGUCAGCUCUUCAGCUUCAGAAGACAUCCCUCUUACAGACCCAGGAUAACGUCGACCAGCAGGAAGUUGGUAAACUGAAGGAAGACCCACUUGUGAAGUCUGAGCGCGCCACCUUUCCUGAGAGCAUCACCAAUGGAAGGAGACUAAGAGAAGCUCUUGGAGAUGACCUGUGUGAGCUCCAAAGUCAAAACUCUGAUUCAGACAUUCAGCUGGAGGAGCUCGAGCGAGAACAAACAGCCCGGAAGAGAGUCGAGAUGGAAGUGCAGAUGUUGAAAGAUCAGCUCAAUGGCCUCGAAGUCAAGAACAAGGAAAAUGAUGAGAACAUUUUUAAACAAAACGUAGCCCUUCCACAGGACUCCCAAGAUGAACGGGAGUAUAUCCUCCUUAAGCAUCAAAUUCAGGAAGAGCGAGACAAGCGAAUUCUGUUGGAGGAUAAGAUAAACUCAUUACUGCGGCAGCAGGCAACACAGGAAAAUGUAGUCCCUUCUGAAGAAGGAAAGAGAGACCCAGUGUUGGAGAUAGAGAAGCUGAAGAAAAGCUUAGAGGAGGAGAAGAAUCGGUACCAUGAGUUAAAUGACCAUCUGACUGAUGUUAACUGCAGACUAUCGGAUAUGGAAAAUAUGAAUGAAGACUUUAACAAAGAGCUUGAAGAAAUUCACACUAUAAACAAUAAUUUAUAUCAGGAGAACCAAAAACUGAAGCAGGAAAUUGAGAGAUGUGGUGGGGAAUAUCAGACCACGCUAAACAAGAAUGGAAGCAUAGCAAAUCUGCCUCAGUCACACAACGGGGAAAUCAUGGAGACACAACUGGCCUCUCUUCAGCAGGAGCUGUCGAACCUCAAGGCCAUUGACGACAAGAAAGACCAAGAAAUUGAGGAGCUGAAGAAACAGUUAUCAGGGGUGACAAUCAAGAAGGAACAUAGGGAAAAUUAUCAUCGCCGGGCCAUUAGGAUCAUUGACCCAAACACACACCAGGAACUGAAGCCGGAAGAGGCGUGCAGGUGGGGACUUAUAGACUGGACCAUGUCUGUUAGACUGCAAAGCCAGGAGUGCGACUGGGAGGAGAUCACAAUACGGGACCCGGAUGGAGAGUCAUCGGUCCUCCAUGACAAAAAGACGGGCAAGUGGUACUCGGUGGAGGAGGCACUGAACGCCGGUAACAUAAAGCUUGAACACGUGCAGCAGUACCAUGGCGACAGAAUGAGCAUCGACGAGUUUGGAACCAUGGUUUCUGGCCGAAACAAAUGACAGUAAAUGUAGAAAAAAUGGGUUUUUACCCUCACCAGGAAAACCGGUGGGUUGAUGAAACCAAUAAAAACAUUCAAACAGUAACGAAAAUUUGCACACACACAGUAGAUAGAUGUAUAACACGGCAUAAGCCUGAUGAUUUGAGGCUCAUCUCUUGCACCUAUGAAGGCGCAUUUUCAAUGGCUCCAGUUGGAUAACUACAGCUAUCAAGUUGCUUUAGAUGAAACUGACACAAGCUCACACAUGAAACAUGUUAAAAUUCAUUAGCCUUUAAAGCAAGUAAGCCUAAUAUUCAUAAGCAAGGUAACAGACCAGAACAUUAAAAAAAAAAAAAAAAAAGAAAAACAAUGAUCCCCUUGGAUCAGAA